Molecule: messenger RNA, 666 nt
Organism: Episyrphus balteatus (marmalade hoverfly)
Lineage: Eukaryota; Metazoa; Arthropoda; Insecta; Diptera; Syrphidae
Exons: 1
Coding region: 1-666 (221 amino acids)
Source: RefSeq, a predicted model, not a curated record
AUGCAGGAUCGAGUUGAGCUAGCACUGAUGGAACUAUGCGAACAAAUGGAGCAUCCCAAGGCCAUGAAUCGUUCAAUAGAAAUGCCAAUCGGUGCGACAAUGAAGCUGCCAAAAAUAGAACUGCCAAAGUUUGAUGGAAAUUAUCUUAAUUGGAGGCAGUUUUAUGACCUUUUCAAGCAGUUAAUACACGAUCAGCCGAUCCCACCUGCUCAAAAGUUGUAUUUUUUACGUGCGAAUGUCACUGGAGACGCACAUAGUUUAAUACAACACUUCCAGCCCACUGACAAGAAUUAUGAUGUGGCAUGGAAGACGCUUGUCGAUCGCUUCGAUAAUAGGAGGCUGUUGUUAACAGCUCAAUUAACAAAACUGCUGUCUCAAUCACCAGCAAUUGGAACGGCAUCCAGUAUCAAACGUAUGCAUGAUACCACAAAGGAAGGUAUGCAGGCUAUAUCAAAUCUGGGAUUUGAUACAAGCAGUUGGGAUCCGAUUAUUGUUCAUCUGAUCCUUCAAAAACUGGACAAGGAAAGCAGAACACUUUUCGAACAAUCAUUGGAUGAUCCUCGGAGUAGCCCUACUUUAGACGAGUUACUCAAGUUUGUUGAAUCCCGCUUCCAGACAUUGGAAGCUAUUUCUAGCCGAGAUGACAGAAAGAGACAUCUGCAUUAG